Drosophila erecta is the source of this 3684-nucleotide messenger RNA. RefSeq names its product protein bicaudal C (gene BicC). Gene Ontology annotation, molecular function: protein binding; RNA binding. Lineage: Eukaryota; Metazoa; Arthropoda; Insecta; Diptera; Drosophilidae. The transcript has 10 exons. Gene Ontology annotation, cellular component: cytoplasm. The record is from RefSeq and is a predicted model, not a curated record. The coding region runs from base 433 to 3150 and encodes 905 amino acids.
CUAUAUUGCGCAGAUCACACCUUAAAUGCCUUUCGUCGAGCGAUUUCAACAAAUACGUAAUUUUGUUAUGAACGUCUGCCUCGUCGAGGCCAUCCAAUUCGUCCAGGACCUCUCGCACGCCAUCUGUCUGGACCUCCAGGGCCUAUUCAAUCUCAAGUAGAGAUCCAGGAGCGAUCUCCCAGCGCUCAUCCCAUCAAUCACCCAGAUACACUUUACUUCAUUAAGUAGCAGCAAUCAUCUAACACAGCUGACCAAACAACGCACCGACUUCCAGAAUCCCUAACUGAGACGGACGUUUUGCUUGGUUUUUAAAACUAAACGACUCUUCGCACCCGCACCUGUUGACCUCUGACGUAUACCUCGAUCCACUGACCGAUCCACUAAUCCACUGAACAUCAUCAUCAUCAUCAUCAUCGUCAUCCAAAUUCCACAAUGUUGUCCUGUGCCUCUUUCAAUAAACUGAUGUAUCCGUCGGCCGCAGAUGUGGCCAAACCGCCAAUGGUGGGCCUGGAUGUGGAAGCGGGAUCCAUUGGGUCCCUGUCCAGUCUCCAGGCCCUUCCGUCGACCACAUCGGUGGGCAGUGGAGCACCCAGCGAGACUCAGAGCGAGAUCUCCUCCGUGGACAGCGAUUGGAGUGACAUACGCGCCAUCGCCAUGAAGUUGGGCGUUCAAAACCCAGACGAUCUCCACACGGAGCGUUUCAAGGUGGAUCGGCAGAAACUGGAGCAGUUAAUAAAGGCGGAGAGCUCUAUUGAGGGAAUGAAUGGAGCUGAGUAUUUCUUCCAUGACAUCAUGAACACGACGGAUACUUAUGUGAGCUGGCCUUGCAGACUCAAAAUUGGUGCCAAGAGCAAGAAGGAUCCCCAUGUGCGGAUUGUGGGCAAGGUGGAUCAGGUCCAGCGGGCAAAGGAGCGCAUCCUUAGCAGCCUCGACUCAAGGGGCACUCGAGUGAUCAUGAAAAUGGACGUCAGCUACACGGAUCACUCGUACAUCAUCGGACGAGGUGGCAACAACAUCAAGCGCAUAAUGGACGACACCCAUACCCACAUCCACUUCCCCGACUCGAACCGCUCCAAUCCCACGGAGAAGUCCAACCAGGUGUCGCUGUGCGGCAGCCUGGAGGGCGUGGAGCGCGCCCGGGCUCUCGUCCGGCUCUCCACGCCGCUGCUGAUCUCCUUCGAGAUGCCCGUGAUGGGGCCCAACAAGCCGCAGCCCGACCACGAGACCCCCUACAUCAAGAUGAUCGAGACCAAGUUCAAUGUGCAGGUCAUAUUCUCCACACGUCCCAAGCUGCACACCUCGCUGGUUCUGGUCAAAGGAUCCGAGAAGGAGUCGGGCCAGGUGCGAGAUGCCACCCAGCUGCUGAUCAACUUUGCUUGCGAGAGCAUUGCGAGCCAAAUCCUGGUGAAUGUCCAGAUGGAGAUCUCGCCGCAGCACCACGAGAUCGUCAAGGGCAAGAACAACGUGAACCUGCUCAGCAUCAUGGAGCGCACCCAGACCAAGAUCAUAUUCCCCGAUCUGAGCGACAUGAACGUGAAGCCGCUGAAGAAGUCACAGGUCACGAUCAGCGGUCGCAUCGACGACGUCUACUUGGCGCGACAACAAUUGCUUGGCAAUUUGCCCGUAGCAUUGAUUUUUGACUUUCCGGACAACCACAACGAUGCCUCCGAGAUCAUGAGCCUCAACACCAAGUACGGCGUGUACAUCACGUUGCGCCAAAAGCAGCGGCAGAGCACCCUGGCCAUUGUGGUCAAGGGAGUGGAGAAGUUUAUAGACAAAAUCUACGAGGCCCGCCAGGAGAUCCUGCGCCUGGCCACGCCCUUCGUGAAGCCCGAGAUCCCCGAAUACUACUUCAUGCCGAAGGACAAGGACCUCAACCUGGCCUACCGCACCCAGUUGACCGCUCUGCUGGCUGGGUACGUGGACAGCCCGAAGACUCCAUCGCUGCUGCCGCCCGCCCUGACUGGCCAACUGACGCCCUAUGCCAACAACAAUCACCUGUUGCUGAAUGCCAAUGGCCUGGCCACGCCCACUGGUGUCUGUGCGCCCACCCAGAAGUACAUGCAGCUGCACAACAGCUUCCAGCAGACUCAGGGUCGCUCCAUGGUGGCUGGUGGGCAGAGCAGCAAUGGCAACUAUCUGCAGGUUCCUGGAGCGGUGGCGCCUCUCAAGCCGCCGACUGUUUCGCCGCGGAACAGCUGCAGUCAGAACACCAGUGGCUACCAGAGCUUCAGCAGCAGCACCACCUCCCUGGAGCAGUCGUAUCCGCCGUAUGCCCAAUUGCCGGGCACCGUGUCAUCCACUUCGUCCUCCACCGCGGGAAGCCAAAAUCGCGCGCAUUACUCGCCAGAUUCCACCUACGGCAGUGAGGGCGGUGGCGUUGGCGGCGGAGGAGGCGGUGGCGCGCGUCUGGGACGCCGCCUUAGCGAUGGAGUACUUCUGGGGCUGGGCAAUUCCAGCGGCGGCGGAGGUAACGCCGGCGGCGGAGCUCACCUCCUGCCCGGCAGUGCCGAGAGCUAUCGCAGCUUGCACUAUGACCUUGGAGGAAACAAGCACUCCAGCCACCGUGCCUUUGACUUUGACAUGAAACGGGCCCUGGGCUACAAGGCCAUGGAGCGCACUCCGGUGGCGGGGGAGCUGCGCACACCGACGGCCACUUGGAUGGGCAUGGGCUUGAGCAGCACAUCGCCCGCCCCUGCCCCGCUGGAGAACGGGGAAAAUGGGGCUGGUGGUGGAGGAGCAUCUGGCGGAUGGCGGCUGCCACCAGGAUUGGGUUCCCCUUACGGACUGAGUGCCACCACCGGACUGCUGGACGCCACGCCAGUCAACCGAAGGAUGCAGCUCGCCAAGCACAAGGACAUCCAGACUCUGCUCACCAGCUUGGGUCUGGAGCACUACAUCAAAAUAUUCGUGCUGAACGAAAUCGACCUGGAGGUGUUCACCACGCUGACCGAGGACAACCUGAUGGAGCUGGGUAUCGCGGCGUUUGGAGCUCGCAAGAAGCUGCUGACGGCCAUUCACACGCUGCUGGCCAACGAGGCGGCAUGCAGCACAAUGCCCAGCAGCAGCUCCUCGCAGAACUCCUCGUCGCCGCGAUUCUCCGGAAGUGCGGCCCCCGGCGCAGAGCGCCGUCCCUCCAACCAGUGGUGAUCGGUGAUCGGUGGUCGGUGAUCCGCUCCUGUCGUUCGUCCCAUCAUAUUGUUUUUCUUUUUUGCAUUCCAUUUAUUUGGUGGUAGUUGUAGGAUCAGGAGAAGCGGAACGGAAAAGCAUAGGAGGAGGAAGUCAGGAAGAGAAUGGCAACCCCCUGGGCGAAUAGCUUUCCCGCACAACACAGCCUUGACCUUGACUUAUACUCGCAUUUGUACUCAAAUUCCAAGUAGCAUAGGCUGCGCUCGGGAAAGUGCACAGUUUUCCCAGUUUGCCAAUUGGUCGUAGUUGCCUCUAUUUUAAGCGAUUAAUUUAUUUUGAAAUUAUUUAUAUAGAAACUGUCUUAAGCAAAAAUAUUGUGAAUUAUUUAUGAAAUCGAACUAAACGAAAUCACUUGUUGUAAGAAAUGAAUUUAUGUAAACCAACUGAAAAAGAAACUAAAAACUUCAAAACGCAAGCACAGCAUGUAUUAAGUGAUAAGCAAACAGUCACGCACAAACAUUUGAUAUGAAUAAAUUGAUGUCUAUGAAAAAUCAA